Linum trigynum is the source of this 3264-nucleotide messenger RNA. The record is from the annotation of a GenBank genome assembly. Lineage: Eukaryota; Viridiplantae; Streptophyta; Magnoliopsida; Malpighiales; Linaceae.
CCAAAACGUAAUUUUCCAUCGAUAUUUUGAUGACUUAUAUGCAAAAAAAAUUAAAUUUAGGUAUUAAAUAUGCAUAUCUAUUAAGUUUGGGUACCAAACUGUAAUUUGUAUUUGGGCAUGGGUACAAAUCCAAAUCCAUUUGAUAUAAACCCAACUCAACCCAAAGUAAAUGGGUAUGGGUUGGAUAGUAAGAAACCCAUGGGUAUGGGCAAAGUUGCCAUCCCUACUUGAUGUUGUUGUGUUGGUGGCGGAGGUACUUGUUGAGCUCAAGGCGAUUGACUGGAGUCUUCAAUUAAUGGAAGGGGAGGCUAUGAGACAGGCGAUCUUUGAUUCGGAUUGCAGAAAUGCGAUUAAGAAGCUGUUGAGGAUGGAGGCAAAGAGGACUGAGAUUGAAAAUCGGGUGAAAGAGAUCCGGGAUGCAGCAAGUUGAUUGGGGCCGAUCAAGUGACAAUUUGCCAAGCGAACUUGUAACUGGGGCGGCCCAUACCAUAGUGAAAUGCCGUUAAAAUCGCGCUUUAAAACUUAAAAGUUUACGUUUUUACCCUUUUAGGUUACCAAAACGCUUCUACGUAGAAUCACAUUUUUCCUUUACAAGUGUAGUCAAAAUUUACGUUUUAAAACUUAAAAUCUUACAAUUUUACGUUUCUAGCUCAUCAAAAUACUUCUAAGUAGAAUCUCACUUUUGACUGCAAUGCCAUGGCCCAUGUUGAUUGCCACUAGGAGGCUCGGGAAUCUGGGUAGACAUACCACCCAUGUUUCUGUUAAAAUCUUUGGACUGUAAUGCACUAACUCAAUAGUAAGCAAGUUGAUUGGGGCCGAUCAAGUGGCAAUUUGUCAAGCGAACUUGUAACUGGGCCCAUACCAUGGUAAAAUGCAGUUAAAAUCAUGUUUUAAAACUUAAAAGCUUACGUUUUUACCCUUUUAGGUUACCAAAAUGCUUCUACGUAGAAUCACACUUUUCCUUUGCAAGUGUAGUCAAAAUCUACGUUUUAAAACUUAAAAUCUUACAGUUUUACGCUUCUAGCUCACCAAAACGCUUAUUAGUAGAAUCUCACUUUUGACUGCAAUGCCAUGGUCCAUAUUGAUUGCCACUGGGUGGCUCGGGAAUCUGGGUAGACAUACCACCCAUGUUUCUGUUAAAAUCUUUGGACUGUAAUGCACUAACUUAAUAGUAAGCAUACAUAUGGUUUUAUAAAAAAUAAAAAAAAAAAUUCUAACCUCAAUACCAUCUUAUGGGAUUGCAGUAGGGAUGUCAAUGUGGCGGGCUUGCCUAAACCAACCCUAUCUCCAUUUCCAAAUACCAAAAAACUCAUACCCACCCCAUACCAAUGCGGUGGAGGGUUUUCCAAACUCAUCCCCAUAUCUGCGGUUUUCAAAUACCCAUGGGUAAUACCUGCCCAUCAAUUACUCACCAUUAAUAAAAGAAUAUGGUGACAAAUAUGAAUACUACCCGUCCAAAAAUAUGGAACUAAAACAUAAGAGAAUGAAAAUUACUACGAUUUGGUUGCAAUCAAUUACAUUUUAACACUUUAUUUGUUCCUUUUAUUUCCCUUCAUUCCAUUGACAAGUUACAAUAAAUUCCUUAUAUUUUAUUCAUAUAACAUAAUACCUUUAGUGGGACGGGUUCGGGUAUGAGUAUGCAGCGUGAGAGUCCAAAACCAUACCUGCCCCAUACCCAUCAAUUUUUUACGAGUUUUUCCCAUAUACGCCUCAUUACUCAAAAUGAGAAUUCUCUAUGUUGACUGGAUCGGAGGCAGUCGGGUACCCACGACCAUGAGUUUAGUUGUCAUGACUCAUCCCUGGAUCGCAGUAGCUUGAGUCCACUAAUAGAACCCAGGCUUAAGCUCCAUUAACGGUCCAUAUAAAAAACGAUUUCCUGCAAGUAGGCUCAGAACGCAUAAGGCCCAAAAUAAGUAUUUGGGGUCCAUCAUUUAGGCCUUUAGGGUUUACUCCAUCGUCGCGUGGUAUAUAUAAUCUUAAAUCUUAGCAGCCUCCCUCUUCCUAUUAGUUUUCUUCCUCCAACGGAGCAGAAGCAGCAGCCAGAGGAAGCUCAGCUCGGCGAACAAAAAAUGGUAAGCGCUUCUCAACUCCUCAAAUUAGCUGUCAUUACUGUUGAAUUCCUCUGUUUCGUGAGAAUGGUUAUUUAUCUUCCCCUGGCUUUCGAUUGUUCCUAUCCUGUGUUUCGGUUGGUAUUCGUAGCCGCUAGAUUUACAGACGAUAUCAGAGAACUACUCUAAUAGCUCAUUGUGACAUCAGAGUAUGAGUGUUAAAAAGGAUUAGGGUUAAGUUCAGAAUGAAACCCCAGACUCUAGUCAGGUGUCGAUCUUGAUGAUUCCGAUUGAUACUGUUACGAGACUGGCAAAUGAAGGUUGGCGCCCAUCGUUACAGAAUUAUCCCAUGGCAUGACCUGCCUGGAACUGAUAGCCUCUGUUACAUCUGGGUGCUAAAUAGUAUAUACUUUUUUCAAUACUUUCUAGUGUCAAGGGUUCACAUGAACUCCCCAGACUCCAGUCAGGUGUUGACCUUGAUGCAUUUUGGUUGAUACUGUUACGAGUCUGGAAGAUGGAGGUUGGCGCCCAUCGUUACAGAUCUAUCCCCAUGGCAUAACCUUCCUGGAUUUGAUAGCUUCUGUUACAUCUGGGUGCUAUAUGAUUGAUCUAAGUUCAGCUGUUGAACUUGAUUGACUGUUAGCUGUGUUUUGAGCUUGUUCCUUUGUUUGUUAUUCAUACGUUGUGUUUGUCUGGUGCAGUAAUAGUGGACAAUUCUUGGUAAUAUUUCACCAUUUAUUUUCUCGGUUUGAUAUUUACCGAUUUGCUUGUGUUGAACAGCCGAAGCAGAUUCAUGAGAUCAAGGACUUUCUCCUCACAGCUAGGAGGAAGGAUGCCCGUUCUGUGAAGAUCAAGAGGAGCAAAGACGUGGUGAAGUUCAAGGUCCGGUGCUCCAAGUACCUCUACACCCUGUGCGUUUUCGACAACGAGAAGGCUGACAAGUUGAAGCAGUCUCUUCCCCCGGGUAAUGAUGCUUUUCACCCCUGUGCUGUGGAUUCGAUAUAUCUCAUUGUUGUAUUCGUAUGUUUACUUAUGCAUGUGUUUCCCUGAAAACCCAUACUCUAAGUAGAGUUAUAUUGUUCCUACUAUCUGAGAAUUGAGUGCCCGAUGGAUAUAUAUAUAUAUUUUGAACUAGGUCUGAAUCAUGGUCUUUGUUUUUGUAUGUUUGUUACAGGUUUGAGCGUGCAAGACCUUUGAAGAAACUUUGGAUUGAAGG